Molecule: messenger RNA, 1064 nt
Organism: Acanthopagrus latus (yellowfin seabream)
Lineage: Eukaryota; Metazoa; Chordata; Actinopteri; Spariformes; Sparidae
Exons: 1
Coding region: 1-843 (280 amino acids)
Source: RefSeq, a predicted model, not a curated record
AUGCCGUUCAUCCCGCCUGUGUCGAUCGCACGCUCUGUAUCAGGUCUGACCGGGAAGGAGAGACCCAUCAGCAACAGUUCGUCCACGACGACUGCGACCAAGACGAAGGCCCAAAGAGACGACAAAGGCAGCUCUGUGAAGGAGCGACUGGCUUUGAACCUCAAGCAGCUGGGCAAGAAAAGCCAACCCAGGAGUCAUCUGCCAACCACCAAAGGAGUGUCGGGGGCCGAGCUGCACGUUAAGAGAAGGGACAGAAUGUUGCCCUCAUCACAAACGGACAGCUUCCCCGCCUCCAGCUCGGGUGAGUCUCUGUCUAAGGCAGAGCAGCACAAACGCGAGCGGCAGAGCUCUGUGAGGAGCGAACCAGAGGUGAAGACGAGUUCCAGGCACGAGGAGGAGGCCCGCUUCACGCUGACUCUCACACCCGAGGCUGUUCUGCUGCUGCAGCGGAGGAACAGCGAGAGACGCCAACGCUCGGCGUCCAGAAACGCCGGAAGCAGAGGCGGUGUUUCUGGAGGCACCUCAGAGUCCAGACGCAGGAGGGAAAACGUCUCGAAAAGGCAUCAAACAGCAACGCAGAGACACAGCAGUUCAAACGGCGGCAGAGUCGCUGCUAUAAACAGCAGCGAGGCUGAACUCGGAGACAUAAGCUCCAUAAUGAAGAUCUCGCUGCUGAACGAGCAACACAAGUACGAUGAUGUGGAGUAUGAGGAAGAGGAGGACUUUGGUGUGGAUGAGCGCGUGGUGCUGAAGUGCACAGAGUGGCUGCGUGGGCUGGAGAACACACCAGUGACUGUGGGAAACAGCCUGAGGAAGAGCGCAAGCGGCGUGAAAACUUUCUGAGGAGCAGAAUAAGAAGUGCCGCUCGGCUGAGGCGUCACCUUCCAACCUGAGCGCGAACUGAAGUUUUCUGUCUCUGUGUCGGCUAGCUGCUGUUUGAGGAUGUGCUCGCGUUACUGCUGCGCCGUGUUUCUCUUGUGUUUGUUUCUAGGAUCAGUAGGAAAACUGCAUUGCUGUACGGCUCAGGUGUUCAUCCACUGCCACAAUGGUGAACUCUUUAUGAG